Messenger RNA from Carassius gibelio (silver crucian carp), 1706 nucleotides. It is a transcript of the gene sstr1a, whose product is annotated as somatostatin receptor 1a. Gene Ontology annotation, molecular function: somatostatin receptor activity; neuropeptide binding. Bases 258 to 1361 code for a protein of 367 amino acids. Gene Ontology annotation, biological process: cellular response to estradiol stimulus; neuropeptide signaling pathway. The record is from RefSeq and is a predicted model, not a curated record. Gene Ontology annotation, cellular component: neuron projection; membrane. The transcript has a single exon. NCBI's taxonomy places the organism in Eukaryota, Metazoa, Chordata, Actinopteri, Cypriniformes, Cyprinidae.
ACAAGCUCUAGGUGUCGUCAAUAAACUAUUUUUGUUUCUCAGACACGCUCACAAACGCAUUAGGAGCAGAUGGCGUCACGUUGCACGUGUGACGUCUGGUAAUGUGCUGCAUGUGGAUGUGGAGUAACUGUCCAUGGUGCUGAAACCGCCGCAGCGUCGAGAUGCGCGUUCCGGAGUCUCGCAGCAUCGAUGCGCGCAUUUCCUGAGCGCGUAUUUAUUCACUUGAAAUCCACAGAAAGGCUCAAAACAGUGUCGGAAUGUUGCCCAACGACACCUUUAAGAACCUGGAGGAUGGUUUCUAUCUGUUAAACUUCUCCAGCAACGAGACGCAUAACGGGGAUUCUCACGGCAGCAGCGCGAUCUUCAUCUCCUUCAUCUACUCCGUAGUGUGUCUGGUGGGACUCUGUGGGAACUCGAUGGUGAUUUAUGUGAUCUUCAGGUAUGCGAAGAUGAAAACUGCGACGAACAUAUACAUUUUGAACUUGGCGAUCGCGGAUGAGUUACUCAUGUUGAGUGUGCCUUUCCUAGUCACCUCUUCUUUACUUCACCACUGGCCCUUUGGUUCUCUUCUGUGUCGAUUGGUUUUAAGUGUUGAUGCUAUUAACAUGUUCACCAGCAUCUAUUGUCUGACUGUGUUGAGUAUCGAUCGCUACAUCUCCGUGGUGCAUCCCAUCAAAGCAGCCCGGUACCGGAGACCCACCAUCGCCAAAAUGGUCAACUUGGGGGUCUGGAUGUUCUCCAUUCUUGUCAUCCUACCCAUCAUCAUCUUCUCCACCACUGCACCCAACUCUGACGGAUCUGUGGCUUGCAACAUGCAGAUGCCUGAGCCCGAGCGUCAGUGGAUGGCUGUAUUUGUGAUCUAUGCCUUUCUGAUGGGCUUUCUCUUCCCUGUCAUUGCCAUUUGCAUGUGCUACAUCCUCAUUAUAGUGAAGAUGCGGGUGGUCGCCCUGAAAGCGGGCUGGCAGCAGCGCAAAAAGUCCGAAAGGAAGAUCACGCUGAUGGUGAUGAUGGUGGUGACGGUGUUUGUGAUCUGCUGGAUGCCUUUUCACAUCGUGCAGCUGGUCAGCGUGUUCGUCCAGCAGCACAAUUCCACUCUCAGUCAGCUGGCUGUGAUUUUGGGAUAUGCCAACAGCUGUGCCAACCCUAUCCUCUACGGAUUCCUGUCGGACAACUUCAGACGCUCCUUCCAGAGGAUUUUAUGCCUCCGCUGGUGGGAUAACGCCACGGAGGAGCCCAUAGAUUAUUAUGCCACGGCUCUGAAGAGUCGAGGAUACAGUGUGGAUGACUUUCAGCCGGACAAUCUGGAGUCUGGCAGCACGUACAGGAAUGGCACCUGCACAUCUAGAACUACAACACUGUAGGACUCGGCAGCAUAAACACUUGUUUUGUUAUCUGUUGUCAUUGCAGUAUGUGUUUUGUGUUGAAAUGUAUUGGUAAGAUUUCAUAAUAACGUUCGUUAAUGCCAUUAUUAGAUUAUAUAUAAUGCUAAAUCAGAAGUUAAUGUGCUUUUUGUCUAUAAAUGAAUGUGCAUUAACUUUUUUAUGCACAUUAUAUAAUUAUUUUAAUGGCUUAUUAAGGAAAGUUAUUAUAAAGUGUGUCGAUAUGGGAAAAAAUGUGUGACGUUCGGAUAAAACAAAAACAAAGAAAUAUCCAAAGCCAAAUAUUUAGUUGUUUAUUUUGAAAUGGAAUAAAAACUGGGGAAAUCA